Messenger RNA from Conger conger (European conger), 4333 nucleotides. Its product is annotated as TSC22 domain family protein 2-like. NCBI's taxonomy places the organism in Eukaryota, Metazoa, Chordata, Actinopteri, Anguilliformes, Congridae. Gene Ontology annotation, biological process: regulation of transcription by RNA polymerase II. The transcript has 3 exons. The record is from RefSeq and is a predicted model, not a curated record. Bases 653 to 2632 code for a protein of 659 amino acids.
AGAGGGAGGGAAGCAGUUUGUGAAUUUCAGUUCCCUUGGAGUCUGUGAAAAAGGAGAGAACCAGUCUUAGAAAGCUGAACCGCACAGAUUCCCUAUCUUUCUUAUCAUAACCGGAGUUAGUGGAUAUACAAGGAGUAAAGGCUGAAGAUAUACGUGUCUUACAGGAUGUCUUAUAUACAUGUUCUCAGGUAGAAAAAGUGGUAGCUAGCGAGCUAGCAGGCUAAUACCGAAGAGUGGUGAGGAGCGGGCCCGCCUGCUGAAGUAGCUAGCUGUAGGAACUGCGGAGCUGUAGCUAGCUAACCAGCUAGCCUGUUAUCUGCGACAGCGGCCUGCUGACAACUCCGGACCCAGGACACAAUUUUGCAGAGCAGGCCGGCUUUGACGGAUCAGAGGAGAGGGAAAAAGCUGUCAGCAGGAAACGGAUCGAUUUGACAGGACCUGGAUCUCCAAAGUUCGCAAGGUUUGAUCUUGUAUUUCUUUUUUUUGACAAGUCAGAAAAUGCAACAGGAGAGAAGAGGGAAAGAGAUGACGUAGCUACAAUCUUCUCGCUAACAGUUUAAAACUGUGAAAUUAUAUUUUAGGUCAGCAUUUUCGUGCUACUCGGAAAAGCCUGUCCGCGUAUAACAGAAGAGAUAUACCAUAGCUUUUCAAAAUGUCUAAAAUGCCGGCGAAAAAGAAGAGCUGUUUCCAGAUCACUAGUGUGACACAGGCUCAGGUAGCGGCAAGCAGCAUCACUGACGACACCGAGAGUCUGGACGAUCCAGACGAAUCACGGACCGAGGACGUGUCAUCGGAAAUAUUCGAUGUGUCCCGGGCUGAUUUUGAACCGGAGGUGUGUGACAUUAGUUCAUCAGAAGAAACCUUAAAUAAUGUAGGUGAGACGGAGACUCACAUACCUCAAGAUGGGCAGCUACCGACAGUAUCAGGUCCUCCGAACGGGGGCUUUGCGUUUAGAAACGUAGGGGUGGCAGGUGUAGUUGUCAAUCAGCAAGUUUUGGGAGCCGCAGUUCCAACGGGCCAGCUCCCUACCGCCGUGGCCGGAGUCGUGCAGCACCCAGCGCUGGUAGCAGCUGGUGGGGUUAGUAAUGCGUCAGUGAGCGCGCCCCAGCCCACCCCAGCCGCCAGCUCGGUUAGUUCAACAACGACCUCUACAACAAGUUGCAGUUCACGUUUCAGGGUCAUCAAACUUGAUCACGGUACAGGGGAGCCCUUCAGAAGAGGCAGGUGGACUUGCAUGGAGUUCUAUGAGCGAGACUCUGAAGGCUCGGUCAUCACCAGGACUGUGGAUAGCAUUCGACACGCCAACGCCUUGGACCACAGCAUGGACCGGGACAGCGGGCUUGGGGCCACGGGGGGCUCUGCGGUUCCCACCACGCUCUCCGGCCCGGGUCCCGACCCCGUGGCCUCGGACUGCGCUUUCGUGAGCGGCCAGCAGCUCCACCCUGAGCCCCAGCCGCAGAGUUACAGCGGGGGGCCUCAAACUGUUGGCGGAGCCUUCCAGCAGGCCGGGUACCCCCUCGUCCCCGGCAGCAUAGCAGUACCCGUUCAGGCCCAAGGCGGCAUUCAGCCAAUGGCACCCCAGAGCCUCGUGCCCCCCGGGACUAAUGGCGUGCAGCCGAGCAUGCCCCUGCAGCACGUGCAGAACUCUCCCUGCAUGCCUUCAGCUGGCCAGGCCCAGCAUUUUGGGUACCCUGUCCAGCAGCAGCAGCUUGUCCCUGGUCAGCAGCUGCUUGGCCAGCCCACGCUGGCACCCCCGGGUGCGUUGGAUUACAGGCCGCAGCACCUGCCCGCCCAGACCUUCCCCGUGGGGACGCCGGUCAGCCAGGCCCCAUCUUCGGUCCUGACCCCCGCCCCUGGAACGGCCCUCGGGCCUCAGCCUGGGGAAGGGAUGGGCCCCGCCGGCCCCCAGGGUCUCCUGCAGCAGCCUGGAGGGGUCGGGGGAGGUGGGGCGGCGACCGCUCUAGCCGGGGCCCCGCAGCAGCCCGGCGCCCAGUACCAGCCCCCGGGGCCGUCCAGGGGCCCGCCUGCUUCCCUUGGCCUCCUCACGGCAGUCCCCGGGGUUCUGAGCAUGGGCGCGUUGGGGGCCGGAGCGGGAGGGCCCGCGAUGAACCACGUCCCGUCCCCCACGGCGCAGUCCCCACUGAGCCAGUCUCAGGGGCCCCACACCGGCCUCGAUCAGGGAGAGAGCGUCCGGAGGCUGUCGGACACCCCUCCCCAGCCCUUCCCCGUCCCCGGGAAAGACCUAAUGAAACCGCUGAUCCCAGAAGGCCUUGCGCUGACCGCGCCUACCGUCAACAGCCUGUUUGGAAUACCCAUCACCAUCGACGGGGACGAGGACGGGGCAUCUGGAGCAAGUGUCGUUGCCAUUGACAACAAAAUCGAGCAAGCAAUGGACCUAGUGAAGAGCCACCUGAUGUAUGCAGUGCGGGAGGAGGUGGAGGUGCUGAAGGAGCAGAUCAAAGAACUUUACGAGAGGAACUCUGUCCUGGAGCGGGAGAACGCCGUACUCAAGUCCCUGGCCAACAGUGACCAGCUCUCCCAGCUCUCCAUUCAGCCCAGCAACCCUCCCGGAUCCACGCCCCCCCAGCAACCGGAGGCCCCGCCCCCUCAGCCCAACGUCUCCUCGGCGUGAAUGCAACCCUCGCCGUAGCGACGACGGAGACAAAAAAGAAAAAAACGAGGCGACCAUCCUCGCACUCGAACUGUUAAAGAAAAUAAACAAAGAAGACAAAAAAAUCCAAAAACGAAAAUAGAUCCGUCUGCAUCUCGUCCUGCCGCCCGCUUCGGAAAAAUGUGAAGAGCCGCCGCCGCUUCAGUGAGUGUGUGAGUGUGUGAGUGUGUGAGUGUGUGAGUGUGUGAGUGUGUGACUGUGUGACUGUGUGACUGUGUGACUGUGUGACUGUGUGACUGUGUGACUGUCCGCACGGCGCCUGGCCCUCCCUGAGAUUCAGGCCAUCAUCCUGUGAAGGCAUUCCGUUGGGUCACGCACCUCGACGCCCGGGCAGAGGCGGGGCGGCGGUCUGGGCGGGAGUUCCACGGGGAGCAGCGGGUGUCCGAUUCGGGCCGCUUCUCGUCGCCUCCGACCCCCCCACCCCCACCCCCGGCCUUCCAGCCGGGCGAGGCAGGGGGGCGCAGCUUGCACGGAACACAAGCGAAGGCAGAGGGUGGCGAAUAUGUAGAGGAGGAGGAGGACCUUGCUGUUUCAUGCUGUUGGAAGUGCCAGUCUGUCAGUAGAGCCAUCGCACUUUUGACAUGCGUCCAAUCCAUCAUACAUCAGUUCAGUUUCACUGUUUGUGUUUAUUUAUUACAGGGCUGCUAUUUUCAUAAUGUAAAUGAACAGUGUUCCCGAAUCAGUUAAAUGAGAAUACUUUUUUUUUUUUUUUUUUUUUUUUUUUAAACCUUUGAAAUAUGUAAUUGGUCAUGCAAUGGAUGGGUUGAGUAUUGCAUAAACUAGUUAACUAUAUAGGCAAUAAUAAAGACAAAUUUUGGUGUAGUUCUAACACUAAUGGCAAUUUUACUUUGGGAUUGUUUAUUUAGUUCAGUUCCAGUUUUUGAAUGUACAGUUGUAUAGAGUGUAAAGUAUUAAGAGCAUAGAAACUUUGUACAGGUAAGCAUCAGUUCUUGUGAUAUGAAAUCUUUAAUGAAUAUUUGGUGGGAUAUUUUGAUGAAGAAAACUGUUUGCUUCUGUCACUCGUUUCUUUGUCUGUGAGCGGAGAGGUAAUUGCCAUACUUGCCCCCCCCCCUCCCCCCACCUUUAAAUAGAAAAUAACAAAAAACUUGUGCUUAUUUUUAUAUUUUUUGAGGGAGGGAGUGGGUGGGGGGUGGGGGGGGGAAGAAAAAAGCUGUGAAAUUGUUCAACCUACUUUGUAACCAAAGAUGCAAAGCUGUGUAAUUCAGUUAUUAUUUUGUAAUGCGCACUCUCUUAUGUAUUUUAAUUUGUUUCAUUUUUUUUUUUUUUUUUUUUGUUACUCUCUCCUUCACCACAUUUUUUUUGUUGUUGCUGUUAGCAUGCUUUGCAUGAUCUGUAAUCUUCAAGCCACUCUCUUACCUCAUGGUUUUUAUUUUUUUUAUUUUUAUUUUUUUUACUUCAGCCCUUAUUGUAUCAUAAAGUAGUCUGUGAAAAAUGUCAGAGCGGACGCGCCGAAUGAAGAGCUGGCCGGGAGAUGGAGGAGAGAAGCCCCGGUGCCCCGCGUGCACCGUGGGUGGCGAAAAUGAAGUGAGCCAUCUUUUUGUUCAUUUAAACGGUGUUUUUGAAUUUCAUAUGCAGAUAAAGUUUUGUUACUUUGCAAAUUUUAAUGUAUUUAAUAAAUGCAACGUUCAGAUUCCAAACUAA